CUAAAUUCCCCCAACUCCCCCCUCACGUUCGAUCAAUGCCCCCAUUCCCCGCAGCAGCCGCGCGCGCUCGCUCCACUCUCCCUCGCUUUCGCGCAUAGCGCGCGGCGGCGGCACGACGCGAGAGCGAAUGCGGUGGACUGCGUCGCUCGAAGGCUUCCAGGUGGACGAGUCGAGGUGGACGAGUCCCCGGCGUCGGAGGCGUCAAGGAAUACAGCGCGCGUCACCCUCGCGCUGCUGCUGCUGUCCCCAUCGCUUGCCGUUCCCCCAUGGGCGCGCUGCUGUCGUGCUGCGACUGCUGCUAUCCGCGCGGCGAGCGCCCGCUGACGGACGCGGAGAGACAGGAGGUGGCGCACGCCCGGGGCAGGGCGGCGCAGGCCGCGGAGGAGAGGGCGGCGCGCUUUGAGAGUUCAGCGCAGGGGAGGGCGGCGCGCACUGCCAUGGCGGCUGCUGCUGCCAAGCCACAGGGGCCGUCCAGGGAGGAUGAGAUCGCCAAAGAGUGGAGUUCAGGGUAACCAUGUGGAAGCCCCUCAACGCAGGGGAUAACUAUCAACUAACAAACAUAUCUUUGCUACCGUAAUCCCCCGGAUAUACGACCCUAGGAGAGUUUAGGGCGAAUAGCUUUUUUCCUGGUGGGUCUCAUAAUCGAAUUUUUUAAUAUAAGCCCCGGGGCUUAUACGAAAAAACAAUUUUACGGAUUUCAGGAAAAAAAAAUGUAUAUUUCAGCUCUCGAGCGAAACUCGAUGCUCGUUGUAAAGGCGGUUCGCGGAACCUCAACGGAUGGGACCUACUGUCAAACAUGUUUAGUUAUCAUGCUUG
Closterium sp. NIES-67 is the source of this 816-nucleotide messenger RNA. Lineage: Eukaryota; Viridiplantae; Streptophyta; Zygnematophyceae; Desmidiales; Closteriaceae. The record is from the annotation of a GenBank genome assembly.